AUGGCUUCGAUCGCGUCGCUCUCGCGUCUGCCUCGGCUGGCGCUUUUGGCGCUCGUCUCCGUUAUCGCGAUCUUUGCCGCGACUCUCCUCCCCACAGGCGACGCAAUCCGCGUGGCCUCGUCGUCCGAUCCAACCAUCCUCAAGUCGCAGCUGGACGUUCUCCGUCAGCUCGGCGCGCAGUCGGGCAAGGACUUUGUGUUCAAGUCGUGGACGGCGAGCGGCGCGCCCGACAAGUGCUCCAAGUACCGCGGCGUGACGUGCGACGCCGAGGGCAAGAUCGUCGCCAUCAACGCCACGUCUGCCAAUCUCGUGGGGCCCAUCGACGCGCUCUCCACGCUCGACCAGCUGCAACGCCUCGAUCUGAGUUCCAACAGCGAGGUGAAGGCGCUGCCGCAGUCGUUCACCAAGCUCAAGAAGCUCAGCCACCUCGAUGUGUACAACUGUUGGAUAGAGGGGCGCAUUCCGGCCUUUCUCGGCCAACUCACCGCCCUCACAUACCUGAGCAUUGGUGGUAACCCGCUAGAAGGUGCUGUGCCAGCCAGCUUCGGCAGCCUUGUCAAUCUCGUCUCUCUCAACAUCGCUGGAACAGGCGAGGACGGCGUGGGUGGGGCCCUCCCUUCAAGCUUUGCCAAUCUGAAGAAACUCAAAGAGCUCUAUCUGCGCAACAACCGCUUCAACGGGCCACUUCCAGACUUCAUUGGCUCUUUCACCAACCUGGAGCAGCUCGUGGUGAGCAAGAACUACUGGGAGGGUCCCAUUCCCAAGGCGCUGUCCAAACUCAAGAAGCUCAAGUACCUCGGGUUGAGGGAGACGGCUCUGGAGGGCGAGAUUCCAGCAUUCCUGGGAACACUGAGCCAGCUCACAUACCUCUCUCUGUCUGACACGCGGCUGUACGGGCAGGUGCCCAAGGCGCUCAGCGGACUGGCGAAGCUCAAAGAGCUGUACCUCCAGAACGGAUGGUAUUACGGCCCUCUGCCUGACCUGAGCGGCCUCAAGCAACUCACAGAGAUCGACCUGUCCAGCAACUACCUCUCAGGCCCCCUCCCGGCCUUCCUGCAGCGGGUCAAGAAAGUAAACGCUGCGGACAACUACUUCUCCGGCUCAGCCUCCUCCCUUCCCUGCUCUGACGACUUCUCCGUCACGGGCAACUGCCUCUCCUCCGUGCCCUCCAAGUGCGGGGGCACCGCAGGCCAGAAGACCACACAGGAGUGCAACAAGUUCUGUGGGACGGCCACGGCCACGGGGGCGUGUAGCGGCAAGGGCGUGUGCGUGUUGGAUGUGGCUCAGCUGCUCAAAACACAGGCGUACGUGCCCAUGUGCAAGUGCCAGUCGGGGUACUGGGCUUCGCACCAGAAGCUGCGCUGCUCCAAGAACAACUCUUGA
Molecule: messenger RNA, 1383 nt
Organism: Closterium sp. NIES-65
Lineage: Eukaryota; Viridiplantae; Streptophyta; Zygnematophyceae; Desmidiales; Closteriaceae
Source: the annotation of a GenBank genome assembly